UCCCCCUGGCCGCCAGCUGGGGGCGGGCGCGAGACCCGCCCGCCCCCGCUGCGCAGGGCCGGGAUCGGCUGUCAGUCUGGCAGCGGCGCACGCUGAUUGGACUGGAGGCCUCCGAGGAGCGGGGGCAGCAUGUUGGGAUGCGCGCUACUUAAAGUCCAGCUGCGUGAGCUAUUGACGUGUUUGGAGUUGGAGAUUGCCUGGUCGCUGGUAGAGUGGCACCCCGAGCCUUUGAAGCGUCAUUGCGUGCACCUAUACUCAAUUUCCUUCCUUUUUUUCGCCCCGUGCCCUUCUCGGCACCAUCGAAGGUUGAAGCAAGGUGUGUUUCCUGUGCCCGCCAUCCACCGUUAGACGGACUGGCAGCAUCGCGGAGGGCAGCAAGGACUCGGACUUUAUCUCUCCGGUUUCUCCGUUCGAGUUCCCCGCCUCCCUCCGGUAUGCCACCCUGUCUCUGCACCCUAGAAAUAGUAAGAAGACUGUUAGGAUGCCAAUGGUAACACGGAGACUGAGAGAUCCUGACACAAAUCCUUGCUUGUUGAUGGCAUUUCACCUCUUAAAUAGUGCCUAUUUUACAUAUUUAAGGAAUCUGAUGCUUCUGCCAGAUGUAUGGAUGAAAAUAACUAUGACAAGGAAAGAUGUUCCACUUACUUCUUGAGGUACAAAAACUGCCGGAAAUUCUGGAAUUCUGUCAUGAUGCAGAGAAGACAGAAUGGAGUAAAGCCACCUAUGCCUACAGCAGCAGAAAGAGAUGAAAUCUUGGGAGCAAUGGGAAAGAUGCCCUAUUGAAUGUUUGCAUUAAAAUUGUUUAUUUAACUUAAAAGCAGAUAAAUAUUUUUAAUAAAUGAUUACUGUAAUCUUUUAAGACCUUACAAUUUUUACCCAGAUAGAUCCUGUGUUCAAAAGGGGAAACAAAAUUCAGUGAACCCUGUGUCCUUUAUGUUUGCCCUCAAUGCCAUGAUGAUGGUGUGCCACUGCUGAAUGUCCUGUGUCAGAAUUUGUAUCAUGUCCUGGAGUUAAGGGAGUAUUAGGAAAGGCUACAUGAGGAGUUGGCCUUUUCCUCUGAGUCUCAAAAGAAAAGUAAGGUAUGAAUAAGUAAAGACUGAAUGGGGGUAAAAGGAAGGCAGUAUUUCAUGUGAGCAACAACAUGUUAGAAGGAAGGCUUGUGACAAAUUCAGGGAAUUGUCUGUCAGCUGUUCCACCUAGAGUUUAAGAUGGGUGGAGGAGUAAUGCCAGAGGAGACUGAGGGGGUGAGGGUAGAUGUGUGCUGGGCCUCAAAUCCAUCACUCAUUACUAAGAUCUCUUCCCUUCACUCAUCUUUGUUUAAAUUAGGUUAGUACAUCUACUCGAUGGGGAGCAGGGUGUGGAAAGGUUGCCUUAAGUCCGACAUGCAAAAACUGGUUUUCUUUUAAGUAAAGGCAUGGUUAAAGGAUUCUGUGACUAAAACCCACAAAUAUUAGAUAAACUUCUGAAGACAUAAUUGUCUUGAACUAUAGUAAUGUGGGGAAAAUGAUUCUAAGAGAAUGAUUCUAAAUGAUUCUAAGAAAAUCGUUUUUAGUAUCAGAUGGGCGUGGAAGUUGUAUGGGGUUCAUCAGGUGAACACAACACUGGAAUGAAAAUAGAGCUUACCUUCACUUGAUAUAAAAACAAUAUUCAGUAUGGUGACUGGGCUGGAUUGUGUAGCGCCAAUCCAUAUACACCACCUUUUAAAAUCCAGUUUGUUUCAUUUAAGGACUAAUUUUACAAAAGACAUUUAAUAAUAGAAAAACAACAAAGACAAAUAGUUUGUGUCCCUUUCAUUUGGUCCAUGAUCAUCAGAAGGAUAAUUUUAAUGGGGACAGACAACAAAGUAUUCAUCUCAUUGGUCUUAGUUCAAACCUCAGCUCAGAUGCAGUGAGAUACAGGACCUUGACUGUUAAAUGUGAUUCUUUCUGAAUAAAAUGUGAUUUCAUUUUGAGUAAAACUACUGGAAGUUCUGGAUUAUUUCAGAAAUUUUUGAUUUUUAUUCAUCACUCUAAAAAUGUUGGAUUAAAAAAACCUGACAA
This is a messenger RNA of Phyllostomus discolor (pale spear-nosed bat), 2039 nucleotides long. It is a transcript of the gene CHCHD7, whose product is annotated as coiled-coil-helix-coiled-coil-helix domain containing 7. NCBI's taxonomy places the organism in Eukaryota, Metazoa, Chordata, Mammalia, Chiroptera, Phyllostomidae. The transcript is spliced from 5 exons. The record is from RefSeq and is a predicted model, not a curated record. The coding region runs from base 482 to 652 and encodes 56 amino acids.